AAAUAAAGAAAAGAGAAGGGGGUAGGGGUAGAAUAUUCUAAGCCAUGAUUUGAGCAAGCGAGGAGGCUUUAUUCAGUUGAGAGAGAGAGAGAGAGAGGCAGAGGCGAAGACCGUUAGUUAAAUAAGGUUUUUUGGUUUGGUUCUGUCUCCCUCCUUCCUCUUCUCCUCGGUCUUCUCUUCGGUCUUCUCUUGUUCUAUCCAAAUGAAUCGAAACUCGCCACCUAAAAUAACGCUUUUGUAGGAUCCCAGAACCAGCCGGUCCUAUCUUUCCUCCAUCCACUUCCAACGACCGUAGUCUCUUUCCCUCUCGACGAAAGAAACAGGUAAUUACACCCGACAACACAAUAUUGUAUCGCGGAAAAUCGAGAUUUGGGAUUCCGUCUGUUCUAGCCACACACAGAGAGAGAGAGAGAGAUGGGUGAGGUGGCGGCUACAUCGGAUUCAUCAUCGACCUUGUCAUCUUCAAUCUUUACGAAUUACCCUCUCCUUUCUGCUCUCGCCGCCUUCGCCAUUGCCCAGUCCAUCAAGUUCUUCACCACCUGGUAUAAUGAAAGAAGAUGGGAUCUCAAGCAGCUUGUUGGAUCUGGUGGAAUGCCAUCUUCUCAUUCCGCCACUGUGACUGCUCUUACUGUGGCUGUGGGGUUCCAAGAAGGCUUUGGAGGAUCCAUAUUUGCAAUUGCAUCGGUCUUAGCAUGUGUUGUGAUGUAUGAUGCCACUGGUGUGAGAUUACAUGCUGGACGCCAGGCAGAGGUUUUGAAUCAAAUUGUGUAUGAACUUCCUGCUGAGCAUCCUCUGGCUGAGAGCAGACCAUUGCGUGAACUUCUUGGUCACACCCCUCCCCAGGUUAUUGCUGGUGGAGUGCUCGGGAUUGCCGCGGCAUCUAUUGGCCAUGUGAUCACCUUGGCUAGCAGCUGAGCUUGACGCUGAAGUAGAUCUCGGAUAUCAUCAGACAGCAUCUCUGAUUGCCACGUCUCUUUUGAGGAAUAGGAUGUCAGAACUGUCACUCUAGGUGGCUCCUUCGAAUUUGAAUACGAGGCUCUUGUUCAUGGUCU
Molecule: messenger RNA, 1052 nt
Organism: Juglans regia (Persian walnut)
Lineage: Eukaryota; Viridiplantae; Streptophyta; Magnoliopsida; Fagales; Juglandaceae
Exons: 5
Coding region: 415-915 (166 amino acids)
Source: RefSeq, a predicted model, not a curated record